Molecule: messenger RNA, 915 nt
Organism: Brassica oleracea var. oleracea
Lineage: Eukaryota; Viridiplantae; Streptophyta; Magnoliopsida; Brassicales; Brassicaceae
Exons: 2
Coding region: 1-915 (304 amino acids)
Biological process (GO): DNA integration
Molecular function (GO): nucleic acid binding
Source: RefSeq, a predicted model, not a curated record
AUGAAGUGGGCUAUCGAACUCGGUGAGCUUGAUAUCACGUACAAGAACCGAACCGCGGUAAAAUCUCAGGUUCUUGCGGAUUUCUUAGUCGAAUUGGCCCUGGAAUUGGAGCAAGACCUCACACUCCCAAACCCAAACUGGACACUGCAUGUCGACGGAUCUUCGACUAACAAGGGCGCAGGUGCCAGAGUCCAACUACAGUCCCCGACCGGAGAACUGAUCAGACAGUCUUUUAGCUUCGGCUUUCCAGCUUCGAACAACGAAGCAGAAUACGAAUCUUUGAUCGCUGGACUCCGCUUAGCAAAAGCUGUCAAGGCUAAACGCCUAAGCACCUACUACGACUCGCAGUUACGAACGACGACCGCGCCGUACCCGUUUAUGCGUUGGGCAAUGGAUAUCAUAGGACCCCUUCUCUGCUCCUGCCAGCGACGUUUCAUUCUCGUCCUCACUGAUUACUUCACCAAAUGGAUCGAAGCUGAAGCCUACGCUCAAGUCACAGACAAAGAAGACUGCGGUUUCGUAUGGAAAAACAUUAUCUGCCGCCACGGUCUACCGUAUGAAAUCGUUACUGAUAAUGGAUCACAGUUCAUGUCAGGCAACUUCAAGGAGUUUUGCAACAAAUGGAACAUUCGAUCAAGCCCUUCCACCCCUCGUUACCCGCAAGGAAACGGCCAAAUAGAGAGUUACUACAACAAAAAGGUCUGGGCCCGACCCCUUGAACUCGGUGACCUUGUCAUGCGUAAAGUGUUCGAGAACACUAAGGAGCUGAACGCCGGUAAACUCGGCGCUAGGUGGGAAGGACCUUACAAAAUCAUCAAAGUUGUCAAACCAGGCGUCUACCGACUUCAAACGUCACGCGGAGAAGAAGUGCCUCGAGCAUGGAACUCAAUGCAUCUACGACGUUUCUACUCUUAG